Messenger RNA from Medicago truncatula (barrel medic), 1888 nucleotides. RefSeq names its product adenine DNA glycosylase. Gene Ontology annotation, biological process: base-excision repair; mismatch repair. The transcript is spliced from 7 exons. Gene Ontology annotation, cellular component: nucleus. Bases 142 to 1575 code for a protein of 477 amino acids. Lineage: Eukaryota; Viridiplantae; Streptophyta; Magnoliopsida; Fabales; Fabaceae. Gene Ontology annotation, molecular function: oxidized purine DNA binding; purine-specific mismatch base pair DNA N-glycosylase activity; adenine/guanine mispair binding. The record is from RefSeq and is a predicted model, not a curated record.
CAGGGUACUUUUUGGGACUAAAUUGACUCGUUUACUCUUUCAAAUUUGGAGAGGUAAGAUUAAGAGCAAAGUACCGCUUUUUUUAUGAGUGGAAUUUGAACGACACCAACGUUAGAUAGAAGAAUCGUUAAACCCCAUUUUAUGUUUCUUUGUUUUUGUUUACCAUCACCAACAUCAACACUGUCACUAAUUUCCAACAUCAACAUGUCAGAGAAGACCUUAAACAAGAACAAGACCCGAAAGCGUAACAUUAAUAGUGUCACCAAAAAGACACCAACUUUGGUAAAAACAGAAGACAUAGAAGAUUCACCAUCAUUCUUCUCCAAAGAUGAAACCCAUAAACUGAGAACGGUUUUAUUGGAUUGGUAUGAUCGUAACCAAAGGGUUCUUCCUUGGAGAACAACGUUGAAUGAUGAACAUGAAGAAGAAGAAGUUGAAAAGAGAGCUUAUGGUGUUUGGGUUUCAGAGGUUAUGUUACAGCAAACAAGGGUUCAGACUGUUAUUGCUUAUUUUAACCGUUGGAUGCUUAAAUGGCCCACCAUUCAUCAUCUCGCUAAGGCUUCUCUUGAGGAAGUAAAUGAGAUUUGGGCCGGUUUGGGAUACUAUCGGAGAGCUCGUUUUCUUUUAGAGGGGGCAAAACAAAUAGUUGCAGAAGGAGGUAGUAUUCCAAAAACAGCUUCUACGUUACGAAAGAUUCCUGGAAUUGGAGAUUAUACAUCUGGUGCAAUCGCAUCUAUAGCAUUCAAAGAGGCGGUACCUGUUGUCGAUGGAAAUGUGAUAAGGGUGAUUGCCAGGCUAAGGGCCAUUUCUGAAAAUCCAAAAGACUCGGUAAUCAUUAAGAGAUUUUGGGAAAUAGCUGCUCAGUUGGUCGAUCCUCUUCGUCCAGGAGAUUUCAAUCAGGCUCUCAUGGAACUCGGUGCAACUGUAUGCACCCCUUUGAACCCAAGCUGUUCGUCGUGUCCAGCAUCAGAAUUUUGUCACGCACUAUCAAUUGCUAAAGAUAAUAGUACGGCAGCAGUUACAGAUUAUCCGAUUAAGGUUGUGAAGGUUAAACCAAGAUCCGAUUUUUGUGCUGUAUGUGUUGUUGAAUUACUUGGAGGUGAAAACCAAUCUAGCAGCAGAUUUGUUCUCGUAAAAAGGCCCGACGAAGGAUUGCUUGCCGGUUUAUGGGAGUUUCCGUCUGUCUUAGUAGAUGGAGAAACUGCUCCAUUAGCUAGACGAAAAGCAACCGAUUGUUUCUUGAAAAAAAGUCUCAAAAUUGACAUCAGAAAGACCUGCGAUGUUGUUUUGAGGGAAGAUGUCGGGGAAUUUGUUCAUAUUUUUAGUCACAUUCGCCUCAAGUUGUAUGUUGAGUUGCUGGUGCUACAAUUGAAAGGGACAGUAGGUGAUUUGUUGAAAAGCAAGGACGAUGAAACUACAACUUGGAAAUGUGUUGAAAGCAAUGCUCUCUCAAAUAUGGGACUGACGACCAGUGUAAGAAAGGUGUAUGACAUGGUUAAAAAAUUUAAGCAGAAAAGACUUCCUUCUAACCUUGUGCCAACCAAAAAGAGAACUAGAACAACCAAGAAAAACUAGUCUGGUUCAAUCAGAUUGGCUGCAUUUCCAAAAUUACAAAUUAAUUUGCUGAUGUAAAACACUUUUCUUGCAUUUUAUUCUUAGUAGACUGCAAUGUUAAUUUUGCAAGGUACUUUUUUCUUCAUGAUACCUUUUGCCAGGCAUGGCAAGCUGUGGUAUGUAAGGUUCUCAAUAUCUUUGCCAUGCUAUGUUUCUUUGUAAUUGAGGUACCAAUGUAUCUUGAAUUUAUGUUGGUUAGAGUUAUCAGGAAACUAACAAGACAAAAUACAUGUAUUAUGUAUAAUAUAUUUGAUUGGUUAUGUUUUAGUAGCAA